AUGGAUGACGUCCCCUCUGUCUUUCUGCAGUCCAGAUUCGGCGCCGUCAGUGCACUAACGUUUGAUAUAUUAAACGACAUAGACCCAGACAUGGCUAUGGGGCUGUAUAUCGAUACGGCCUGCUUUGCAAGCAGAAAGCUCGUAGCCCAGGCCGGAUCGCUCAACAAAUUCACGGGACAGCACAAACGGCCGAUUCUCCUAGGUCCGGACAACUGCUCUCAUCCGGUCCAAAUCAAAUCUAAGAAGCAUUUCACUCAGGUACAGUAUUCAAGCAGCACCGUGUAUGAGUACUUUAAUGCAAAAGAGUUUGUGGGUCUCAUCAAUGAUUUGAAGCCGACAUUUUUUGUUCUUCCUAAUCCCCUGCCUCUUCCUAAAAGUCUAACAGGAGCCUCGCCAAAGCCAUCCGAUAUUAUUUUACAUUGCAAUGCAUCGACUGACUGGCUUGCUAUAGCAGACACUGCAAGGAAUGCUCUGAUAGCAGUCACCGAGGAGACUCUCCGCUACAAUGACCCGCUGCCAAAGCCAGAGCUGUACGCGAGCUACCUAGAUGUUAUCAGCAAAUCUAAGGGUCCCUUCUUCCUACCGUAUCUAUCCCAGCUUCCUGUCAUUCGUGACGUCUGUAAAGCCCGUGGAUACCCUACUCGCAUCGUUGUAGCUUCUGGAAGCACUCUCGUCUCUCUGCUGACGGCCUUGCAGUAUGAAUCUGUCAGUGUCAUAACUGAUAUAGUGUCACUGUACUCUGAACAAGGAAUAGCCAUCACUGUCCCCUUGGAUCUCUUUACUAAACAAGUGGAGGUACAAGAGGACCGGGAGCCCCUGCGUAAGCAUACCAUUGGCACGGGUGUGUAUCCCUCAGAGACUAAAGAGCAUCGAAUGCUCACCUAUCUAGACUCCUCCAUGUACGCAACAGACCAGGAGCCUCUAGACAAGACGUGCCCGUGUCUGGGAUGUAAGCGACCGAAGGCGUACUUACGCCACCUUUAUACCACACACGAGCUGACAGGAUUACUUCUAGUAGCUGCACACAACGUAACGUGGAUAAAGCGAUUCCUACUUCUUCGGCAGAGGUGCCUCGAGCUGCACGGACCCAGCUUGCUGAGUGAGUUAGUUCGCAGUAUGCUGAGUGCUCUAGCACAUUAG
Giardia duodenalis is the source of this 1140-nucleotide messenger RNA. RefSeq names its product Queuine tRNA-ribosyltransferase. The coding region runs from base 1 to 1140 and encodes 379 amino acids. NCBI's taxonomy places the organism in Eukaryota, Fornicata, Diplomonadida, Hexamitidae. Gene Ontology annotation, molecular function: pentosyltransferase activity. The transcript has a single exon. The record is from RefSeq and is a predicted model, not a curated record.